This is a messenger RNA of Lathyrus oleraceus (garden pea), 756 nucleotides long. RefSeq lists its product as uncharacterized. The transcript has a single exon. The coding region runs from base 1 to 756 and encodes 251 amino acids. Lineage: Eukaryota; Viridiplantae; Streptophyta; Magnoliopsida; Fabales; Fabaceae. The record is from RefSeq and is a predicted model, not a curated record.
AUGGUUGCUGGAAGGAAUGAUGAUGCGCUUGCGGAAGCAUUGACCCUGUUGGCUGGUUCCAUUCCACAAAUGAAUGUUGGUGAUCGGGAGCGUGAUGCUAAUGAGUUUCGUGUUAGAAACAAUCCAUCAACUUUUGAAGGAGCUCAUGAACUUUAUAAAGCUCAAGAGUGGUUGAAGGCGAUUGAGAAAAUAUUUCGAGUUAUGAACUGUUCAGAUGCACAGAAGGUGCGGUUUGGAACUCAUAUGCUUGAGAAAGAAGUUGAGUAUUGGUGGCGCAACACUAUUCAGAGAUUUGAUGAGGAUGGCAUUGAAGUGGCUUGGGCACUUUUCCGUGAUGCUUUUCUGGAGAAGUCUUUUCCAGAAGAUGUUCGUGGAAAGAAGGAAAUUGAAUUCCUUGAGUUGAAGCAAGGUAAUGGUAUCGUAGCUAAGUAUGCUGCAAAGUUUGAGGAGUUGAUCAAAUUUUGUCCCCAUUACAAUAUUGCUAAUACUGAGAGAUCCAAGUGUCUUAAGUUUGUGAAUGGCUUGAGACCUGAUAUCAAGAAGGCACUGGGUUACCAACAGAUUACGAGAUUUUAUGAGUUGGUUAACAAGAGUGGGAUUUAUGAUGAGGAUAGUCGUGAGAGUGUUGCUCAUUACAAGUCCUUGCAUGAUAAGAAAGGAAAAGGGCAAUUCCGAGGGAAGUUGUAUGAUUGUAAGAAGAAAGCGGGUAAUGGCAAGAAGCCAAGUGGGGGAGGAUCUCACACUCCUGUCAAGUGA